CUAAACGUCCAUAAAACCUGUAGCCGAGUUUAUUUAAAUGAAGAACCUCAUUCUAAUGCAAACCUGUUUGUUUAGACUGCAUCAGGAUUCAAGUGAGCUUUCGAACCUGCCAAAUCAGGUAACAUUUGAAAGUGUGGACUGAUGUUGACGUCACAGGAUUCUGUAAGGGUCCGGCAGGAACGCUAGUUUGGUGCAAAGCUUCAGAUGGGAGCAAAUUAGAAAAAAAAAGGUAGAAACAAAAAUUAAGGCACAGAAGUAGAACAAGAAAAUAAUGAUAGCAUUGCAAGAAAAAGGGGUCAAAUGAAAUUAAAUCUGAUGGUGAAGCAGAAGGCAAAGAAACACAGACUAAAUUUUCUCACAUGAAUGUUGUGCACGAGUUCACUGACAGAAUGACAAAUCUGUGAGAAUUGAAGAUAAUGAACUCAGAUCUGCAAAGACAAAAACCCAAAAAUUUCUCCAUGCUGAUAUAUUUUUUUCCUUUUUUUACCGUUUUGGGAAAAUGAUAGAUGAGCCGAAGCACAGGCAGAGUUUAGAAGGUGGGAUGUGUGGCUAUGCGCAUGCAGAGAGUGAUAGAGGGGAAGGAGGGGGAGUGAAUGUGAAGCCUCUCCCAUUCUGUCCCUGCUCUGGUUUACACCGCUCUCUCUUUCCUCUCGUCGCCUCUGUCAUCAGACUUUCAGGGAGCUGAGGAAAGGGAGGAACACGAAAAAAGGAACAAAAAGAAUGAAGUGAAUGCUUCAAUUGGAAACCGUCUUAAACAGGGGUAACAACUUUAAAAAACAGAAGUCGGCAAGGGAAGGGAAACAAACAGUAGGAAAGUUAAUGACAUCCAUGGGGGGAGAGGGAUAAGACAGGAGAAGGCAGGGAGGGGAAACUUAUCAGCAUCUUGAGAACAGCACACAAAAGUGGAAAAGUGCACAGAAGAGGAAGACAACAAGGGAAUCCUACUUACUCAGGAUGGACAAAGUGGAGCGAGUGAUGAAGAUGGUGAAAAGGAUGUCACCAAGAAAGAAGAGGAGAGAAGGAGGACCGGGGAAUCUGGAGAGCCCGGACACCCUGUGUGAUGAACUGUGUCGAUUCAGCCUCUGCAUCAGUGAUGAUGGCCCUUAUGGAAAAACCAAGGACAUAUCUGGACCAGAGCAAACCAUGACCCUGAGGAGACACAGUAUACCAGAAGCUCUGCGGGGUGUGACGAUGGUGGAGCUGGUAAAGAAAGAAGGCAGUACCCUUGGACUCACAAUCUCAGGAGGAACAGACAAGGACGGAAAGCCGCGGGUAUCCAACCUGCGACCCGGAGGACUGGCAGCCAGGAGCGACCAGCUCAACAUCGGCGACUACAUCAAGUCAGUGAACGGCAUCAAUCUCACCAAACUGCGGCACGAAGAGAUUAUUAGUUUACUAAAAAAUGUAGGAGAGAGGGUUCUUCUGGAGGUGGAGUAUGAACUGCCCCCUACAGCUCCAGACAGCACCUCAGGAGUUAUUUCAAAGACAAUCGACAUCUGUUUGCACAAAGAGGGGAACAGCUUUGGUUUUGUCAUGAGAGGUGGAACGCAUGAAGACUGGCACAAGUCCCGUCCCUUAGUUGUUACGUACGUCAGGCCAGGAGGCCCCGCAGACAGAGAGGGGACGCUGCGGCCCGGGGACCGCCUCCUGAGCGUUGAUGGUGUGCCAUUGCACAACGCCGGCCACAAUGAAGCCCUUAGCGUGUUGGGGCAGUGCAGCCAGGAAGCCCUGUUCCAGAUCGAGUAUGAUGUCACCAUCAUGGACACGGUGACAAACGCCUCUGGACCGCUGCUGGUGGAGAUCGCCAAAUCUCCAGGGGCAACGCUGGGCAUCACGCUCACAUCUGCAAGCCACCGCAACAAACAGGUCAUAGUCAUCGACCGAGUCAAGCCUGGCAGCGUGGCGGACAGCAGAUGUGGAGCUCUUCAUCCAGGAGAUCACCUGCUGUCCAUAGAUGGGACAUCAACAGAGCACUGCACAGUCCUGGAAGCCACACAGCUUUUAGCAAGCACAACUGAACUGGUCAAGUUGGAAAUACUCCCCUCACAUCAAACAAGGCUGACGGGAAAACAGCAUGACACAGUGAAGGUCCAGAAGUCAGACCAUCCCCACUCCUGGGACCCAUGUGUGAACUUCUGUCCCCCUCCAAACUCCACCCUCUGUAGCACAAGUUCCACCCUCAACAAAUCAUGGACUCCGUCCAACAACAACACAAUCAACAGCCUAGACUACUGCAAGUCUCUGGUUUCUGCCAGCUUCUCUCCAGGCUCUACAAGCACGUCAGGGCCCAGCAGUCAGAGCUCCAGCACGCUGCCGAGACCCACGGUUCCCAUGAGUCCUCGCAACUCUCUGCUCAAACGACGACAGAGGAAGAAGGAGCACAAGAGCUCCUUGUCCCUAGCAUCCAGUUCAGUGGGUCCAGGUGGUCAGGUGGUUCAUGUUGAGACCAGUGAGGUCAUCUUAACAGGGGAUCCCCUCAAUGGCUUUGGCGUCCAGCUCCAAGGAGGAAUAUUUGCUACUGAGACACUGUCUGCGCCGCCACUUAUCCGAUUCAUAGAGCCAGACAGUUCAGCAGAGAGGUGUGGCUUGCUGCAAGUAGGAGACCGCCUCCUGUCCAUCAAUGGGAUCCCAACAGAAGACGGAACGCUGGAGGAAGCCAAUCAGCUUCUCCGUGAUGCAGCUCUGACCAAUAAGGUCGUGCUGGAGGUUGAAUUCGAUGUAGCAGAAUCUGUGGUGCCUAGUAGUGGUACCUUCCAUGUCAAGUUACCCAAGAAGAGAGGAGUGGAGCUGGGAAUCACCAUCAGCGCCAGUAAAAAACCAGGGGAGUCGCUCAUCAUUUCUGACAUCAAGAAGGGCAGCAUGGCUCACAGAACAGGAACGCUGGAGCCCGGUGAUAAGCUGCUGGCCAUCGACAACAUCAGGCUCGAGAACUGCUCUAAAGAGGACGCCGAGCAGAUCCUCCAACAGUGUGAGGAGCUGGUCAAACUAAAGAUUCGCAAAGAUGAAGACAAUUCAGACGAGCAGGAGACGUCAGGCAGCAUCAUCUACACUGUGGAACUGAAGCGGUAUGGAGGCCCUCUAGGUAUCACCAUCUCAGGCACUGAGGAGCCUUUUGACCCCAUCACCAUAUCGGGCUUGACCAAGAGAGGCCUGGCAGAAAGGACAGGAGCUAUUCAUGUAGGUGACCGGAUCCUAGCCAUCAACAGCGUGAGUCUGAAAGGAAAACCGCUGAGUGAAGCCAUCCAUCUACUGCAGAUGGCUGGGGAGACCGUCACCCUCAAGAUUAAAAAACAGCUGGACAAUUUGGAGGAGAGGAAGGCAGCAGAGGCAGAGGACACAACCGAGAAUGAGAUCAGUGACACAGAGGAGGACGAUCUGACUGACAGCCAACAGACCAACAAACUGUCUGAGCUUUACUCCACAACUAUACCCAGUGUGGACUCCGCCAUGGAGUCAUGGGAUGGUUCUGGAUUGGAUGCAGGCUAUGGCAGCCAGGGCACGUACAGUCAUCAAGCGGCCGGCAUCGCUCUUCACCCACAUGAAUGGCGCAGUGUCAGGCAGCAGCGCAGUACAACACCUCCUCUGAGUCAAAGGAAGAACUACCCGUUCAGCGAUGGAGGCUUCAGCGAGGACGACUGGGACAAACCACCUGGGUUUAUUGGACAGCAACCGGAUGGUAUUCUAUUGGAUCCAGACGACAGCUUCUGGUGUCAGGCUCUGGAGGACCUGGAGACAUGUGGCCAGUCUGAGCUUCUCAGAGAGAUAGAGGCAUCCAUCAUGACAGGAACAGCCAUUAGUCUGGGUGUAGACGGCAUCAGCAAACCUGCGGUGGAGCCCAUUCUGAGCCACAGCCGGAUGAGUCCGCUGAGGAGAAACUCUCUGCUUCAUCAGGGAAACCUGCUGCACCAGAGCGUGCAUCUCCAUCAAGGUAUCCACCUGCCAGAGGAAUCCCACCUACACCAAGAUCCCCACUUCCACCAAGACGCCCACCUACACGACGAGGUUCUUUUCAACCAGGAGGGACAUCUGCACCCGGGGGCCCACAUCCACGAAGAAAACCAGUCCCCUGUUCUGCACCAUGAGCCCAAACCCAAAGCUUCCCUCAGAGUAUCAGAGAGAACGUGGGAGUCUCGUCGGAUCAAAGAAGAAAUGCAGGGAAUUCUCUCCCCAACGCCUCUGGAGCUGCACAAAGUAACUGUGAUAAAGGACCCAGAGAGCGAUGACUUUGGCUUCAGUGUUUCUGACGGCUUCUUAGAGAAAGGCGUUUAUGUGAACAUGGUCAGACCCGAGGGCCCUGCUGACAGAGCCGGGCUUCGAUCUUUUGACAGAAUUCUGCAGGUGAAUCACGUGAGAACGAGAGACUUUGACUGCUGUCUGGCUGUGCCGCUCAUCACGGAGGCCGGAGACAGACUGGAGCUGGUCAUCAGCCGGAACCCUCUAGCCCACGAUGACCCGGAAAACAACAACAACACUUUGGAUCACCCUCUGGAUCUGUGACGCACACAGACACGGACAAAUAGCCACACACUUGCGCUGCCUUCGCUUAGGCAUGAAACAUGGUUAAUAAUUGACUACAAACAAACAAACAAUCCAUCUGGUCCAAGAAUAUACAAACAGGUUUGCAAUAAUUCUUACUGUACAGGGACUCCUUCUAGAAUCCAGAUGUACACUUUUGCAUGCAAUCGCCCAUUUCCAUCAAGAUGUACUGUCGUGGAGUAGCUUUUCUUUAGAAAUAAUACAUCACUGAGGGGGGAAAAAAUAACAAAGCUGUUCUAGCAGAAGGUUUGCUCCCAAAAAAAUCAUCAUGAGCUUGCAUGAUGUUUUGGGAGCUAUAUAACCAAUUUUGACAAAAUGGAAAAGAAUUCUCUGGGUUUCUUCAUUUUACAAGAAUCUACUGUGCUGUUGACAAUUGGGUAAUCUGCCUUACACAAUCCAGUAGAUGUUUGUAAGACUUGUAGGUAUGUAAAAUGGAAAAGGACUACUUCAGUACGUAGGUGCCAUUUGUCUUUUUAGAAGAUGCAGAAGACAAAUUAUUAUAGGGAAAGGUUGUAUUGACAUCUAUAAUGCUGGUGGUUCUGCUCACAGAGGCUGUGAGGAUAACAAGGCAGUAACACCUCUGCAUUUCUCAGCGUUACCAUAGCAACCCUGAAAUCGUAAGUAUUUGUGCGAUCAGCAAAAAUCACAACAAAGCAAUUAAAAUUGCAUUUUCAAUGUUAAUUUCAUUUUCUACACAAGGAGUGGGUAGAUGUUAACGUUGAAGGUGCCAUUCAGAAAACUGUUGCCGACAAGAACACAUCUAUCUGCAGCAAUAAAGUUGUUGCCAAGAGUUUCUGUGCCAAAUACUAAAAAGCUGAUAUAAAUUGGUCACAUGUAAGAAUGUCAAUUGCAAUGCUGCUUGCAGCUUUAAUUAUCGUGCCUAUUUACUUUAAACAUCAUAUUUCACUGAGGGUUACUUUGAACAGUCUAAAAGAACAAUUUCCAAGGUUCUCAGUUUCCUCGUGGGAAUGUCAGGGUCUUAGUAGCUGUGUUAGUCUGAGGAAACGUCCCAGUUAAUGUACUUAGUAAAAUGUGUGUCUUACCCUCAUACAGUUGUGUAGUUUUCAGGGAUCUGACCAGAAUAAGAGCCCGACAUUCCACUAAAACAUUUGUAGAAAGGUCUUCAAGUGUCAGCUGAAUUUAAACACAUAUUUUUCACAUUUUGGUUGUAAGACAUUCAUAAAAUACCAGUUCAGCUGCAUCUGAAUGACGGUUGCUUUUAGCUGUACUUCCGUGCUUUUGAUCGACCUAACAUUGAAAGCUAACACCCCUGAUGUGCAAAUCGCAUUCGGUGUAAUAUCAGCCCUGAGGGGGGGUCAUUUUGAAAUGAUUUAACUACAUUUUUAUCCAUAUAUGCCACUGACAAAAAAAAUAUCUAAAUCUAACUGCAGACAAGAUACCACCAGAGGCGGAAAACUUACAACUUACCCUUUAUAUUUAUGUUUUUAAACUUUGUUCAUCUCCUCGUCCUAAAGUUGCAGAGUGUCAUAAUAACUAGAUUCAGUACUUAAGUCUUCAUAAAGUUUAUUAGCAAGGCCAUUCAGAAACAAUAGACUGAUGGAUGGAUAGAUGGACACACAGCUGUUUUGCCAGUCAAAGAAAUUACUCUUGAAGUAGUCUCUUUUAAACUAAAUCCAGCUGCUGUCUAAACUGUAGCAUGUUUUAAAAGUUUCUGACAAUCCUGCCAAGAACUCUUUGCUCCAGAAUUGGAAGGAUUAGGUGAACGGGCAGUUUGUGCCUCAUUCCCUCUCUGUCUCUGAAUUUGGCAACGUGUUGCGAGUGCAACAAAGGGCUAGUGUUCAAAGAUCACAAGGUAACAGUGGUCUGAGGUGUUUCUUUGUACAAAUGUUGAGCACAAGAGACACACAAAACAAAUACAGAGCUAUGGUCUCACCUUCAGAAGAAAACAAGCACUGGAUAUAGAAAAAUAGUUAUUCAGCUUUUCGAAAAUUCUUUUGAACUUAUUUAAGUACACUUUUUUGUUUUACCUCCAUGCUUUGGGAGUUUCCAAUCUUGAAAACAAAUUUCAAAUAAACAACAUUGGUCAAUUUUUUACACUUCAUAUGACUUUUGAGCAAUGUGGUUAUAGAAUACAUCAAAAAGCAUGUUUGUCUCUGAGAGAUUUCAGUAUUUUUCUCAGCAUUUUACUGUGAUUUUUUCUCUGAAAGAGCUGGUUGUUGUAAAGGAACGUUGGUUUACAGGGCUGAGGGGUGUUUGCUCUCCCUUCUUAAACGUAUCCAGGACAAGAGAAUCAUAAGCUCAGCAUAUUAUGAGGGGGGAUUUUUAUCCAAGAACUUCAUAUGAAGUAACAAGCACACUGUUGAAUACCAUGCACUGUAAGUAUUUUUCAUUGACAGUUGUACAAAUGUACUGAGUCUGAGUGAUUUUAUUAUGCAAUUGAGUGUAAAAAAAAAAGAAGAUUUUUUUAAGGUAAAAAAAAAAUGAAGAUAAAGGCCUUCAAACAUUUUAUUUUGUGUAUUUGUAUGUGCUAGGUGUGGGUGGGUGAGUGAACUCAGCCGAACUCCCAAUGCAAUUCUGGAUUAGUGUAUAGCUCAAUGUAGAAAAAUCUAGAAAAAGUGACAAAUAAAGUAUUGAAGAUUGAUAUUUAUAUUUUAAAAUGGAUAGGUUUUUGUUAUUUUUAAACAGGUGAUCAACAACAUCUGUUGCCCAAGACUACUAACAACACCAACUGGUUCAAAUGUUUUCCCUUUAAUUUGAGUAAACUAAACCAUAAAUGUCUACAAAAAUGUAGUUCAUAACUAGAUGCGAUAUGAUGUGCUUUUAGAUAUCUGCUAGUCUUGCCUGUUUAAACACAUCAGCUAUCAGCAUCAGAUGCUAAACUGAUUGUUUCAUGUUUAGAGAGGCUUGACCUCAUUUUAUGAAAAAUCUGGCAAAAAACCAACCCUUUUCAUUGUCCCCUGUCUUCUACAUUUUUGUCUAUUUGGUGAAGAACCUUAAAUGCUACCACUUUUCAUAAACUGAUUUCAAAAUAUGUGUUUGUUGGUGUGCACGAGGUUCAAAAAAUUGCUCGAGCUCAGCAGCUCCUUAGCCAUGGAGAAGCAGAGCGCGCAAGAAACUGGUGGAUGCCAAAGGUUUCUGUUUGAACCAUUGUUUUGUAUCUCCUCCACUUAGCGUUUGAUGGGACCAGGCUUUCCACGUGCAAUAAGUUUCUCCUCAUAAUGGCGUUGAUGGCGCUUUGAGGUCAUUGAUUGGUCAGGAGAUUCAAGUUAGAGAACUUAAAAAUUUUAAAUUAUUAAAGUUUCUUUACUUUAAAGGUGCACCUGCAUCUGGUCUCCUAAAUAUUCUUUAUUUACCUUUUCAAUUUGCUAAUCGACCAGUUAAGUCAACUUUCAGUCAUGCUUGUAAGUAACACAAGUCUUUAAUCUGGGUUUUUCAGUGAUGGAACAACUGCAAAAUAAAAAAAAGGAUUAGUAGUUAUUUGACCAAAUUCCCAAAUAUUUAUCAACUUCUUUUUUACUAUCCCAGAAAAAAUGUGAUGAUCAGAGCUUCCAGCCAGUUCUAACUGCGACUGCACAUGGUAAUUAUUUUCACAUCUUUCAUUAUUAUGGCAGAUAGAUUGAUAACUCUGCAUAAUGCCUGGGAUUUCUAUGUUUGUUCUUGUUUUUAAAAUGUAGAUAUGAACAUGUCGGUCCCUCAAGGGAUUUCAGUUUGGGCUGUUAAUAGUAAAUGUUGCUGGUGCGUCCUUUUUUGUGUGUAAAACUAUAUUCCAUGUAAUAUAGUAUUUUUCUAUGAAAAUAUUACUCUUAUUGAACAAGGGGAAAAAAAACAUGUGUAAGAUAAAAUUUAAAAUGUAUGACUUUGUUGUUGUCAUCUUGCCCCACCCCCAUCUAUUUUCUAUGGAACAAAAAUGUACUAUACUCGUUACAAAUGAAAAAGACUACAAGCAAGAAAAAUAAAAUCUCUUAUUUUUUGUGUGA
Molecule: messenger RNA, 8474 nt
Organism: Oryzias latipes (Japanese medaka)
Lineage: Eukaryota; Metazoa; Chordata; Actinopteri; Beloniformes; Adrianichthyidae
Gene: grip2b
Product: glutamate receptor interacting protein 2b
Biological process (GO): neurotransmitter receptor transport, endosome to postsynaptic membrane
Molecular function (GO): protein binding
Source: RefSeq, a predicted model, not a curated record